This is a messenger RNA of Theobroma cacao (cacao), 1347 nucleotides long. RefSeq names its product ankyrin repeat-containing protein BDA1-like. The record is from RefSeq and is a predicted model, not a curated record. Gene Ontology annotation, molecular function: protein binding. NCBI's taxonomy places the organism in Eukaryota, Viridiplantae, Streptophyta, Magnoliopsida, Malvales, Malvaceae.
UAAUAUCAACCAAAAUAAACUUGAAAACCAAACUCCAGAUUUACUUCAUUUUCUCUUUCUACUCUAUAACUGCUACAAAUAGACUAAACCCUUCCAAUUAUUUUCCUGUGAUUAUUAUUAAAUCUUAUCGAUGGAUGAAAGGUUGAGAAGUGCAGCUCAAUCGGGAAAUAUAGAUGCCUUGUAUGCAUUAAUCGAAGACGACGCGGAUGUUUUGCGACGCAUCGAUGAGAUGGAGUUUGUUGAUACUCCACUGCACAUAGCUGCAGCUGCAGGCAACACUGAUUUUGCGAUGGAGAUGAUGAACUUAAAGCCAUCAUUCGCUAGGAAGCUGAACAAACGCGGGUUUAGUCCCCUUCAUCUAGCCUCGCAAUAUGCAAAAAAAAAGAUGGUGGAUGAUCUCCUAUCAGUUGAUAAAGAUCUUGUUCGUGUCAAAGGGAGGGAGGGUUACACUCCUCUUCAUUGUGCAGCCAGAGAAGGAGAUGUUCCUCUUCUGUCUAAAUUUCUGGAGGAAUGCCCCAAUUGUAUCUUUGAUUUGACUAUUCGAAAAGAGACUGCUCUGCAUUUUGCAGCACAAAAUAAUAAUUUCCAAGCUUUCAAAGCCAUACUGGACAGGAUUCAAGAGACAGACAAAUACCACGACAUUGAGAAAAGAAGAAUGCUAAACUUACAGGACAAGGAUGGAAACACUGUGUUGCACAUAGCCGCAUCAAAUAACCAAACCCAGAUGAUCAAACUGUUAAUAGAAAGCAAGAAGGUUGAUAGCAAUAUGGUUAAUCAGAGUGGUUUCACAGCUUUGCAUGUCUUACAAGAACAACCUGUAGUUGACAGAGAGAGUGUGAACAUUCUGAUACGUGCUAAACAUCCAGCCUCAAGGUUCCGUAGGGCGUCAAACUUCAACAAAUUGACACGUGAUAUUGAGGAGAUGAAACUUGAUACGAUCAAUGCGUUGCUAGUCGUAUUUGCACUGAUUCUAGCGAUGACUUACCAAGCUCUUCUCAGCCCGCCAGGUGGUGUUUUGCAGGCUGAUGCUGGUUCCGAUUCUGAUCAUGCAGGGAAAUCAGUGAUCAAGCCUGUUAUGUUUAUUAUUUUCUAUGUUUCAAAUAGCGUAGCUUUUAUAAUGGCGUGGAUCUUAACAAUGGCCCUCCUCAGCGUCGUUGGCAAGAGGAUCGUGUUUACUGUGUUCUCACUAUACUUGUUGAUGUGUUUGUGCUAUGGUGCUGCACUGGGUGUCCUAGAACCAAUAGCAUUUAGCGGUUGGGGUUCUUGGAUUGCUGCUGUCAUCACUAAUGUCUUGUUUUUUUAUGUUUGGUAACAAGAAAGUAACUGCAAGAAAAUUGUUUGUGUUAA